AUGCCAGCUCUAUCGUUCCGAUGGUUCCGACUUAACCAUGCCAUUCUUGACUGCUGCGGCGCUUGUUGGUUUUGUCUAGUUCAUGGGAGAAUUUCAUGUACCCAUAAAAACACUAUCUGUGCAGUAAGAAAACACCCAUGUCCAGAUCAGAGAUAG
Molecule: messenger RNA, 156 nt
Organism: Bipolaris zeicola 26-R-13
Lineage: Eukaryota; Fungi; Ascomycota; Dothideomycetes; Pleosporales; Pleosporaceae
Exons: 1
Coding region: 1-156 (51 amino acids)
Source: RefSeq, a predicted model, not a curated record